AUGGCGUAUGCUGCUGAUACAAAGGAAUCCGACUCUGAGUCGUCGAUACGGCCCAACAUGCCUUUUCUUCACCAGGUCCAAAGCGUCACAGUCACAAACGAAAUGUUUGAAAAGCUAUAUCUAAACCCCGCGAACCGCGUCAAAGGCAACCUUGGACAGACCUUUGCGAACCCGACCCCUCUUCCACUUCUCGGUUUCCUCAUUGCUUCUACACCUCUGAGCUGUGCGCUGAUGGGCUGGCGCGGUGCUGGCGGCGGCGGCGCCGCGACCAUUGGCACUUUCUACUUUUUCGGCGGCAUGCUGCAGAUUCUGGGCGCGAUUCUGGAAUGGAUCAUUGGCAACACAUUUGUCUACAUUGUUUUCGGAUCCUUUGGCGCUUUCUGGCUCGCCUUUGCAGUCACGCUUACUCCAUUCUUCAAUGCCCAGGGCGCAUUUACCGCCAAUGCCACGACGGCUGCGGAAAAGGCUGCUGGAAUUGCUAGUUUUCAAUCCAGCACGGCGUUCUUCCAUGUCUGUAUGGGCGUACUCGUCUUCAUGUUCCUAAUCUGCUCCCUCCGGACAAACAUCGUCUUCUUCACCAUCUUCCUCCUCCUCGACAUUGCCUUGUUUCUGCUUGCAGGCGCGUACUGGAAGGCGGCUGCUGGCGACAUGCAGGCAUUUCACGCACUAGAAGCCACAACUGGUGGUUUCGUGUUCAUAUUAUGUAUAUUUGGGUGGUAUCUCUUGUUUGCUCAGCUUCUUCGCUCGGUCGAUUUCCCCCUCAAUCUUCCAGUCGGCGAUCUUUCGGAGCGCCUGUUUGUUCGUCGACAAAAGGCAGUCAAAGAUGCAGAGGACAGUGCAUAA
Molecule: messenger RNA, 843 nt
Organism: Beauveria bassiana ARSEF 2860
Lineage: Eukaryota; Fungi; Ascomycota; Sordariomycetes; Hypocreales; Cordycipitaceae
Product: GPR1/FUN34/YaaH-class plasma membrane protein
Exons: 5
Coding region: 1-843 (280 amino acids)
Cellular component (GO): plasma membrane
Molecular function (GO): acetate transmembrane transporter activity
Source: RefSeq, a predicted model, not a curated record